UGGAGAGCAGUUGGAGCUCUGGGAUGCGACGCGAAGCUAAUAACAUCUGAUCCACCUCCCCCAGUCACGUCAGUGUCUACUGUCACCUUUCAAACCCUUUGUUUUUGUUAGAACUCAGUUGUUCAGCCUAGAUAUACCAUACAUUGAAUACAUUGUGAUCUUGUCUUGUUUAUUGUCGGAGCUUACUUUCCUCCCAGCCACUGUUAAUCUCUCCAAGGUCGGUGGACACGCCUUUUCUCCAACAAUGGAGACGCCACAGGUCCAAGUUGGAGCUCGAGAGGUCUCUCAACGCCCGAGCGAUGCUACUCCCAAUACCAACUCCGCAGACGUGGAAAUGACAAUAGCGCAAAAUCCUACAACCGAGACUCAAGGCGAGACCGCACCAAAUAUAAACUUGACAGACGCUCCACCCGCGGAACCCGUCGCAAAUCCCACUGAAGCGCCGGCCGUCAGUCAAAAGAAGCCUGGAUACCAUUUUCUUGACUUCUUAACCUCUCCAAUCGUGCAACUUAUCGUUGGGAAAGGCGAAAAUGAGACGACUUUAACAGCGCAUCAGACUCUCCUGCUGGAAUCUCCACUUCUCGCCGACGCUGUCGCGGGAUUUACUGAAUCAGGCCCUCGGCGCAUUGAGCUUCCCAACGAGAACGUGGAGGCAUUCGGUUAUUUCUUACAAUUCCAGUACACCCGCGACUACUCCGCAGAUUCCCCUACAGAACAAGACGCAGCUGCAGCAGGCAAAGACCAUAACGGCGAGCAAUUGCUGAAGCAUGCGCGCGUGUACACAUUAGCGGAGAAGCUGGGGAUCCCGUCUUUGAAGACGCUCGCGCAUUCCAAGAUCCACCGUAUCAGCAGUACUCCUCUGGGUGAAAUCACGUAUGCGCGAUAUGUCUACACGAAUACGCCUGCUGAGGACGCCACUAUUCGGAAGCCUGUAGCUAUGUUCUGGGCCCACAGGAGCCAUGUUCUGCGCCAUGAAGCCGAGGGAGAAUUCAAGAAGUUGUGUCUUGAAGUUCCUGAAUUUUGCUUCGAUGUGCUUAGUUUAGUAUUGGACCAAAAAGAAAAACGGGCGCUAGAUAGAGCUGAGACGGAAGGCGGAGUUAGAGGAAGUGGGAGGAAACGCCUGAGGAGCGGUAUUUAGUUGGAAACCGGUAACAGAGACCGCCAGAUCAUACGGUAUGCUAGGACUCCUUAAGAUUGAUUCCUAAGCAAUUGGCAGAUUCUUAAUCUAGCCGAUUACCGAGGCAUGCAAACCACCCAUGGUGGGAUUGGCAUUGCCCGGUGCAAUUGGGGCUCCUCUACCACGCGCCAUUGUGAGAUUUUAGGCCAAAACUCGGUGGUGUGUAUAUGCGAGAGCCCGUACGCAUCACUACUUUGGGCUUACGAGAAUGCUCUUUGUGGUAUUGACGCUGUUAUCCAUUCAAAAUGCAGUCUGG
Aspergillus candidus is the source of this 1433-nucleotide messenger RNA. RefSeq lists its product as uncharacterized. Bases 245 to 1138 code for a protein of 297 amino acids. NCBI's taxonomy places the organism in Eukaryota, Fungi, Ascomycota, Eurotiomycetes, Eurotiales, Aspergillaceae. The record is from RefSeq and is a predicted model, not a curated record. The transcript is spliced from 3 exons.